Messenger RNA from Aspergillus caelatus, 1106 nucleotides. RefSeq lists its product as uncharacterized. Lineage: Eukaryota; Fungi; Ascomycota; Eurotiomycetes; Eurotiales; Aspergillaceae. The transcript has a single exon. The record is from RefSeq and is a predicted model, not a curated record. The coding region runs from base 80 to 874 and encodes 264 amino acids.
AAACAGACAGAAGCUCACCGCUCCCUUCUCCUACUGCAGACUUCAAUUUCUCUCUGCAGUCCACCUGCACCCAGCAACCAUGCUAAACUUCGAACAAGAGCUCCGAAUACGCUUGGAUAAUUUCUUCCGACAACAUACCGGAUUCUCCUCCUACGCUCAUUUCCUAUCCAUCCCGCCCAUCUUCCGCGAGGAAAUCUUCGACCAGCUCCUGACAACCGAUACCUUCCUCAUCAUGCCGGAUACAGAUGUCCGGGACGCCGUCCUCGGCGACGCCAUCCUUCUCUGCCAGAAAUACAUCACGCGCGACAGCGCCGUCACAAAGGAAGCGCUAGAAACUUACUACGAGAAGAACCACUUCCAAGUCUGGAAUGCCCCCUACCUGGCUGAGCUGCUAGUGUACAUGAACGAUCGACACUCCGAUCCGGACGAGGGCUUCGAUCCCAAGUUACACGUCCAGCAUCUGACUCUGGGGUUCGAGUGGGAUGUACUUGUGGAGUUUGGGCUUGGGGAGGACGAUCCGGAAGCUACCAUCGAGGGUGUUUUGGGGAUGUUGGGCGAGUGUCCGCGGUUGAAGGAGGUUGCGUUUGAGAUUAAGGGCACACCGGAGGGGAUAUCGCGAUUGAGGAGUAUUUUCGACGCGCAUGCGACGCAACUGCAGAAUCUUGAUGAACGGUUGCGGCUAAAUACUGACGAGGGCGAUAUUCCCGCUGGGUUAUUACUCUUGGAGAUUCCCUCCGAUCGACAGUUGCCCAGGAGGAUGGUCCCUCAUCCGUGGUGGGAUAUCGAGAGGACGGAGGAGAUGGAGCUUUUCGAAGAGGAUUGGUGGGAGCGUUUGGAGCAUACGGAAAAGAUACCAAUGGAGCUGUUGGAGUGAGGUUACAUUAGGGCUUUGUUUUUUCUCUCUUUUGGUUACCAGGAUGGCGCUAUGGGGUUUUACUUUUCCUAAUAUGGUUCGCGAUGGCGAAUAUGCCAUUAGUCUGGCUGAUAUUUCUGUCUUUUCUUUUACUCAGAUGACGUGCUUAGACGUCUCUUAUUAAUAUGAACUAGUUGACUAUCAUACAAUAAUGACAUUCGGGAAUAAUCGACUGCGCUACUGCGCUAUUACC